Molecule: messenger RNA, 1296 nt
Organism: Exophiala aquamarina CBS 119918
Lineage: Eukaryota; Fungi; Ascomycota; Eurotiomycetes; Chaetothyriales; Herpotrichiellaceae
Exons: 2
Coding region: 1-1296 (431 amino acids)
Source: RefSeq, a predicted model, not a curated record
AUGGCAACCCUUGCACCAGUCAGCACGGCCAUGAGGCAGCCUUUCGGUGUUCUGAAUGAGUCUAAGAUUCGUAGCAUGCAAAGUCUGAAGAACAGACAGAAUGCACUGACUCCCAGCUCUACUUCUCUUAAACGACGUGCUCCAUCUCCCGAAAGUUCAGAUUCCGAAAACGUCGACCCAAAUAUGCUUGAUUCCCUACACAAACGCAAACGAUCAAUGUUCGACGACGACGUUUCCGUUUCAAAACCCCGUUACAGCUUGAACACCAUUUCGUCUGUUCCAAAGCCUUGUCUUGCUACCCGGAAAUUAUCUACUCCACGGUUAAAUACAUUCGUCAAGCCCUCGGUCACUCCAGCCUCUGCUCCAGCAGCAGCCGGUCGAUCACCAACUCGCAAGCGUCAAGGUCUUCUUGAGUCACGGAAGCGCUUCGCUCCCCCAUCUUUUGGCGUAAAGCCUCCUAGCCUGUCAAUGUCUGCAGCUCUCUCUGGUACAUUGGCAAACAGAAAGACCAAAAAAUCCCGGCCAGUAGCUACUAUUGAGGACUCGAAGCCCAAUUCGUGGUUCUUUGAUAUCUACGAGGAAAGUGAGGAGACACAAGACUAUAGGAUGAAUGAAUGGACGAUGACCCAAUCGGCGUAUGGUUUGGAUAUUUCCGACGACGAGAGCAAAUCUGCGGAGCGUCUCGAUCGAGGAAAGGAAAACGUUGACCCCAAUGAGAUUUCCGUCCCUGUCACACGAUCUAUGGCGGCGGCUGCUGCUGCUGCUGCUGCUACUGCCUUAAAUACCAAACCCAUCUCUAGGACCUCGAGGAAAGGUAAAGAUGAUAUGUCUGACGAUGAACCAAGAACUCCUCUUGGCGAUUUGAAUCCUUCCGAAUUUUAUGCUGAAGGGCUUGAUGCUACCUCUGUUGUCCUGGUCCACGACGAUGCUCCUGAGUCGGAGGCAGUUCAUCAAGAAGAUGUGACCCAAGAGUCUGAACCCAAGUCGACACAACAGUUCACCUUUUCGGCGACUUCUACUCUCACGGCCAAAGCUAUUGAAGCUCUCGACGCUCCUUCUAUUGAUCAGAUUCUCAGCGCUCCGACGCUUGAAUGGGAUGGUCUCGUCGAUGACAGUGCAUCUACCGUCGUGGAUCUCGACAUCAAUACCGAGGCAACGUCUCAAGAUGUCGAGAUUUGGGAAAGUGAGAGUGCGAAGGACGAGAAUGAGAAAGUCGAGUUUGGGAUUCUUGCAGAGUCAGAUCAACCACGGACUCCCAUUGACGAUGAGAACGUUUUUGCUCUCCAAGAGUUGUGA